GUUAUUGAAAGAAAUGAUUUUAAAAAUUCCGGACUAGCCCAUCAUGGAAAUAUCGAAUGAUCAUAAUAAUCUUGAAAAACCUGUUCAUUAACGAUGAUAUUAUACGAUUGAUUUAUAUUUCACAAUUUCUAAAAGAAUGCGAAACAAAUAAGCCUCCGAGAUCAACCAAUCAACGAUUAGAAUAUCGAUCGCUGACUUUGACGCGCUUAUAUUUAAGCAAGACGCACUUGUGAUUAAGAACUAUUAAAAAAAAUCAGUAACUACCUCGCUCUAACUCUUUCGAAGUAUUAAAAAUGACUACAUAUACAGAUAAAGGACCGAAGCCUUUAGGUGGGAAAUUUAUAUCUUUCGAUCAUCUUAAAUUUUGGGUUGGAAAUGCAAAACAGGCAGCUAGUUAUUAUUGCAAUAGAUUGGGUUUUGAACCGUUAGGUUACCGUGGUUUAGAAACUGGUUCUAGGCGCGUGGCAUCACAUGUCAUUAAACAAAAUCAGAUUAUUUUUAUUUUUGAAUCAGCCUAUGAACCUGAUAAUGAAGAAAUGGGAAGUUAUCUUUCUCGACAUGGAGAUGGUGUUCGUGAUAUUGCUUUCAAUGUUGAGAAUAUAGAUAUCAUUGUAAAAAUCGCAAAAGAAAGAGGAGCCGUAAUAGUAAAAGACAUAUGGGAAGAAAACGAUAAAUAUGGUACUGUAAAAUUUGCUACUAUAAAAACUUACGGAAACACAUAUCAUACACUAAUAGAUCGAUCGAAAUAUAAAGGAUUUUUUUUGCCAGGAUUUCAAAAAUUAUCAGAAGAUAUAUUUUCAAAAAAUUUACCAAAAGUAGGAUUAAAUUUUGUGGAUCACGUUGUUGGUAAUCAACCUGAUAAACAAAUGGAACUAGUAGCAAAAUGGUAUGAACGAUGUUUGCAAUUUCAUCGAUUUUGGUCAGUAGAUGAUACUCAAUUGCAUACAGAAUAUUCAGCUCUGCGUUCUAUCGUAAUGACGAAUUGGGAGGAAACUGUGAAAAUGCCUAUAAACGAACCUGCUCCUGGCAAAAAACGUUCGCAAAUUCAAGAAUACGUUGAAUAUUAUGGAGGAGCAGGAGUGCAACAUAUUGCUCUUAAUACAAACGAUAUAAUUACAGCUAAAACUUUUGUUAUUCUACAGAUAGAAAACUUGCGAGCUCGAGGAAUGGAAUUCUUGGAUGUUCCAGAUACUUAUUAUGAUAUGUUAAGAAAUCGUUUGAAAACUAAUGGUAUAAAAAUUUUAGAAGAUCUUAAUAUACUUCAGAAAUUAAAAAUUUUAAUUGAUUAUGAUGAAAAUGGCUAUCUUUUACAAAUAUUUACCAAAAAUAUGCAAGAUCGACCAACUCUUUUCAUAGAAAUUAUUCAAAGACAUAAUCAUAAUGUAGGUAUUAAUAUAAUUAUUAAAAUUCAGAUAACAAUAAAAAUUAUAAUUAUUUUUGUUCCAGGGAUUUGGAGCUGGAAAUUUCCAAGCACUCUUUGAAGCUAUUGAAAUGGAACAAGCUAAACGUGGCAAUUUAUAAAAAUAUAAUUUAUAUAAUUGAAAUAAAAUAUAAUUAUGUAUAUAAAUUUCUUUCUAGAAAUUUUAAAUUUUAAAUAUAUUUUAAAUUUUUAUUAAAUUAAAAUGUUUUUAAAAUAGAAA
Molecule: messenger RNA, 1640 nt
Organism: Apis cerana (Asiatic honeybee)
Lineage: Eukaryota; Metazoa; Arthropoda; Insecta; Hymenoptera; Apidae
Gene: Hpd
Product: 4-hydroxyphenylpyruvate dioxygenase
Biological process (GO): L-tyrosine catabolic process
Cellular component (GO): Golgi membrane; endoplasmic reticulum membrane
Molecular function (GO): 4-hydroxyphenylpyruvate dioxygenase activity
Source: RefSeq, a predicted model, not a curated record